AAGCUGAAACCAAAAGUCUGACGCUCAAGAACUGCACCACCCAGGGUCUUGUCUUCUCACCAGGAGUCAGCAUUGACAGUAGCGUUGAGCCACAGAAGAGCAGUUUCUGAACCUCAUUGCCAUCUCUCUGAAACUGGCGUGUGAAGGGCCGAAGCCCCUGACGGCCUUAAGACAAGAUGAGGACCGUGCUCAUGGUUGCAGAAAAGCCAUCCUUGGCCCAGUCCAUUGCUAAAAUCCUCUCUCGAGGAAACAUGUCCUCACACAAAGGCCUGAACGGAACAUGCUCGGUGCACGAGUACAGCGGGACCUUCGCUGGCCAGGCCGUCCGCUUCAAGAUGACAUCUGUCUGCGGUCACGUGAUGACCUUGGACUUCCUAGGAAAGUACAACAAGUGGGACAAGGUGGACCCCGCAGAGCUGUUCAGCCAAGCCCCGACAGAGAAGAAGGAAGCUAACCCCAAGCUGAACAUGGUGAAGUUCCUGCAGGUGGAGGGCAAAGGCUGCGACUACAUCGUGCUGUGGCUGGACUGCGACAAGGAGGGGGAGAACAUCUGCUUUGAGGUCCUAGACGCCGUGCUGCCUGUCAUGAAUCCAGCCCACGGUGGCGAAAAGACAGUGUUCCGGGCCAGGUUCAGCUCCAUCACGGACACGGACAUCUGCGCCGCCAUGGCCCGCCUGGGGGAGCCCGACCACAACGAGGCGCUUUCGGUGGACGCCAGGCAAGAGCUGGACCUGCGCAUCGGCUGUGCGUUCACCAGGUUUCAAACUAAGUACUUCCAGGGAAAAUAUGGCAAUCUGGACAGCUCCCUCAUCUCUUUUGGGCCAUGUCAGACCCCUACCCUGGGCUUCUGUGUGGAGAGACAUGAUAAAAUCCAGUCAUUCAAACCGGAGACCUACUGGGUGCUGCAGGCCAAGGUUAAUGCAGAUAAAGACAGAUCUCUUCUUUUGGACUGGGACCGAGUGCGAGUGUUCGACCGGGAGAUCGCCCAGAUGUUUUUAAACAUGACAAAGUUGGAGAAGGAAGCCCAGGUGGAGGCCACAAGCAGGAAAGAGAAGGCCAAGCAGCGGCCCCUCGCCCUGAACACUGUGGAGAUGCUGCGAGUAGCAAGCUCUUCUCUGGGCAUGGGGCCACAGCAUGCCAUGCAGACCGCCGAGCGGCUCUACACACAAGGCUAUAUCAGCUACCCGCGGACCGAGACCACCCACUACCCCGAGAACUUCGACCUGAAGGGCCCUCUGCGGCAACAGGCCAAUCACCCCUACUGGGCUGACACGGUAAAGCGCUUAUUAGCAGAAGGUAUCAACCGGCCACGGAAGGGCCACGAUGCUGGUGACCAUCCCCCCAUCACCCCCAUGAGGUCUGCCACUGAGGCCGAAUUAGGGGGCGAGGCAUGGCGGCUGUAUGAGUACAUCACCAGACACUUCAUCGCCACGGUGAGCUACGACUGCAAGUACCUCCAGAGCACCAUCGCCUUCAGAAUCGGGCCUGAGCACUUCACCUGCACGGGCAAAACUGUCAUCUCUCCAGGCUUCACGGAGAUCAUGCCCUGGCAGAGCGUGCCUCUGGAGGAGAGCCUGCCCACCUGCCAGAGGGGCGACACCUUUCCUGUGAGCGAGAUAAAGUUGCUGGAGAAGCAGACGAGCCCGCCCGACUACCUGACUGAGGCUGAGCUCAUCACACUCAUGGAGAAGCAUGGCAUCGGGACGGACGCCAGCAUCCCUGUGCACAUCAACAACAUCUGUCAACGCAACUAUGUCACUGUGGAGAGUGGGCGCCGGCUCAAGCCCACCAACCUGGGCAUCGUCCUGGUGCAUGGCUACUACAAGAUUGACGCAGAGCUGGUGCUCCCCACCAUCCGCAGUGCAGUCGAGAAGCAGCUAAACCUGAUCGCCCAGGGCAAGGCUGACUACCGCCAGGUCCUGGGCCACACACUGGACGUCUUCAAGAGGAAGUUCCACUACUUCGUGGACUCUAUCGCCGGCAUGGACGAGCUGAUGGAGGUGUCUUUUUCGCCCCUGGCGGCCACGGGCAAGCCCCUGUCCCGCUGUGGGAAGUGCCACCGGUUUAUGAAGUACAUCCAGGCCAAGCCAAGCCGCCUGCACUGCUCACACUGUGACGAGACCUACACGCUCCCCCAGAACGGCACCAUCAAGCUCUACAAGGAGCUCCGGUGCCCACUGGAUGACUUCGAGCUGGUCCUGUGGUCAUCGGGCUCUCGGGGCAAGAGCUAUCCACUGUGCCCCUAUUGCUCCAACCACCCACCCUUCCGAGACAUGAAGAAAGGCAUGGGCUGCAACGAGUGCACACACCCCACGUGUCAGCACUCGCUGAGCAUGCUGGGCAUCGGCCAGUGCGUGGGCUGUGAGGGCGGCGUGCUGGUGCUGGACCCCACCUCGGGCCCCAAGUGGAAGGUGGCAUGCAACAAGUGCAAUGUGGUGGCACACUGCUUCGAGAAUGCCUACCGUGUGCGCGUGUCCGCCGACACCUGCCGCACCUGCGAGGCUGCCCUGCUCGCCGUGGACUUCAACAAGGCCAAGUCCCCACUCCCGGGCGACGAGACACAGCACACGGGCUGUGUCUUCUGCGACCCCAUCUUCCAGGAGCUCGUGGAGCUGAAGCAUGCAGCCUCCUGCCACCCCAUGCACCGCGGCGGCCCAGGGAGGAGGCAGGGCCGAGGGCGGGCCCGGGGUCGGCGGCCCCCUGGCAAGCCCAGUGCCAGGCGGCCCAAGGACAAGAUGUCAGCCCUGGCCGCCUACUUUGUGUGAUGGCCUUGCCAUCCCUCGCUAGGCCCCACAUGGGUGUCCUGUGGGCUGCAGAAAUCAUUAAAAUGCAUUUUGUUCUUCUCCAGAGCAAGCGGCUCGGGACCUUUCACUGGCGCCCGAGGAUUAUGGGGUCCUCCCUGCCCAUCUCCUCCUUGCCCUUCCCAGCAUCCUUGUCCCAGUUCUCCCUCCAUUCUGCACACACCUCCUGAGUACCCUUGCUCUGCCCACAGCCCGGUGCUGCCCAUAGGGAGGCCACCGAGUGUAGAAAGGGGGAUCGAGCCCAGUCCAAGGCUCACAUCUUACUUCAGCACGUGUGGGAACGCAUGGUAGCUGUGUGCACAAGUAGGAGGUGUCCCCUCCUUGCAGGAGGCAUUCCCUGCAAGGCAAGGAAGAAAGAAGGGCCCCAACUGCCUGUCUUCCCAGGCCUGUGUCAUAGGAGGGCCACCUGUGGAAGGAGGCAGGGCUGAAAGAAGUCCUCACCAGACCUUGGCCAUCCCCACAGCCCACUGUUUGGGGUCAGAGGGUGGCUCUGAGCAGGCCUGUGUGUGGUGCGUGCAACCAUUGUGGCCUCCCAGGGCCUGUCCUGAUUCUUGCUCUCCCAUGAGCCCUUAUUGUCCCAGACAGAGGCAGGCCAGCCACUUCCUAGGAGGAGCUGGGUGUGGGUGCUGUGCUGAACCAGAGGGACCCCACAGAAGCCAUCUGCGAUUUGUCGGACAGAAACCAUCUGUCCGAUUUAGGAAAGAACCCAUCAGCCAAACCGCCCUGUGAGCUGUGCCCCACCUGCCAUCCUUCCCAUGCCCCUUUAUUGCUCCAGCCCCUGCAGGGAGGUGGUAGAUAGAACAGCUUUCCAAGCAGUAUGGUACUACACCUCUGUGAGGGACAGGUCAGGGACGUUUUGCAUGUGGACUCCCUAUCUGGGCAGCAAACUCACAGUCCACACUGGAACGUACAAGGCUCUGGGAAGAGCUUCCAUCAAUAAACUUGUGACGGCCCAGCAUUCCAAGCCAGUGCUGCACCCUCCAGGCUCCCUCUUUUGGGAGGCCCCAGCGAACAACCCAGGUGUCCCAGGAACACCGUGAAAGAACUCUAGAAGCUCAAAGAAAAUAUGCAGUGAGCCGGGGAGAUGACGACGUGACCUGAGAGCAGACUCCCCGGAAGCUGCUGGGUGGGAUGGUAUCCCAGGGGAAGGGGGGGCACUCGGAAUGCUUGUGUUCCUCCCCACCUCCCCUCUUGCUAGAACCAGACUCGGGGGGCACCAGCAAGGCCACAUCUGCUAGUGGAUAGUGUCCCUGGCACAGGGCUGUGGCUGCUCUGCCAGCCCAUCACAUAGCAAGUGGACCCAGGGCCUUCUCCAUGGGAGGGUGACCCAACUCCAUUCU
Messenger RNA from Enhydra lutris kenyoni (northern sea otter), 4141 nucleotides. RefSeq names its product DNA topoisomerase III beta. The record is from RefSeq and is a predicted model, not a curated record. Gene Ontology annotation, molecular function: DNA topoisomerase type I (single strand cut, ATP-independent) activity; DNA binding. Gene Ontology annotation, cellular component: nucleus. Gene Ontology annotation, biological process: DNA topological change. The coding region runs from base 177 to 2765 and encodes 862 amino acids. The transcript is spliced from 18 exons. Lineage: Eukaryota; Metazoa; Chordata; Mammalia; Carnivora; Mustelidae.